Dichotomopilus funicola is the source of this 567-nucleotide messenger RNA. RefSeq names its product small GTPase superfamily. NCBI's taxonomy places the organism in Eukaryota, Fungi, Ascomycota, Sordariomycetes, Sordariales, Chaetomiaceae. The record is from RefSeq and is a predicted model, not a curated record. The transcript has 3 exons. Gene Ontology annotation, molecular function: GDP binding; GTPase activity; GTP binding. Gene Ontology annotation, biological process: small GTPase-mediated signal transduction. Bases 1 to 567 code for a protein of 188 amino acids. Gene Ontology annotation, cellular component: plasma membrane.
AUGCCAGCCACCCUUGCCAAACAGCGGAAGCUUGCCAUUGUCGGCAGCCGCUCUGUCGGCAAAUCCUCGCUCGCGGUCCGCUACGUCGACGGGCACUUUGUCGAGAGCUACUACCCGACCAUCGAGAACACCUUCAGCAAGGAGAUCCGGUACAAGGGCCAGGAGUUUGCGACCGAGAUCGUCGACACGGCCGGGCAGGACGAGUACAGCAUCCUCAACUCGAAGCACUUCAUCGGCAUCCAUGGCUACAUGCUCGUCUACAGCGUCUCGUCUCUGCAGUCCUUUGAGAUGGUGCAGGUGAUUCGCGACAAGAUCUUGAACCACCUUGGCACCGCAACCGUCCCAAUCUGCAUCGUCGGCAACAAGAGCGACCUACGGCCCGAACAGCGCCAAGUAACCGCCGAGCAGGGCAAGGCCCUGGCUGAAGAGUACGGGUGCGCCUGGACCGAGGCGAGCGCGCGGUACAACGAGAAUGUGGCUCGCUCGUUUGAGCUGCUGAUUGGUGAGGUUGAGAAAUCACAGAACCCUGGGGAGCCAUCUGGUGGGGGGAAGUGCGUGGUUAUGUGA